AUGCUGGGUUCUGGAGACGCUGGCCACAUUAUUAAGUUACGCGGUUUGCCUUUUUCCACCACAGUUGAAGAUGUACUUGAUUUCUUGCGGGGUGUGAAUGUCGUUAAUGGAAAGGAAGGGGUUCAUCUAACGGAAGUAAGACCCGGAAGACCUUCAGGAGAAUGUUAUGUAGAAGUACUUGACCAAAUUGAUGUUGAGGAAGCUUUGAAAAAAGAUAAAGAGAACAUGGGCAAGCGGUAUAUCGAAGUGUUUUCUACUGAUCGCCAAGAUAUGGAGUGGGCUUUAAAUGCAAUGAAUCAAUCUGAGAAUGGGUUUGAUGGCAUUCCCAAUCUAAGUGAUGAUAUGGGCAUUGUUAAACUUCGUGGAUUGCCUUUUGGUUGCUCUAAGGAAGAAAUAAUCCAGUUCUUUGACGGGCUGACGGUGGCCCCCGAUGGGGUGCACUUGCUCUACGACUACACGGGAAGGGCCUCGGGCGAGGCGUUUGUUCACUUCGUUGACAAGGGGAGCGCUCAGGAGGCACUCAACAGGGACAGGGAGAAAAUAGGACACAGGUACAUCGAGGUGUUCCCGAGCUCCGCGGACGAGGUGAGGGCGUACGGCGCGCGCGACUCGGGCCGCGCCCCCGCCUCCGCCUCCGCCUCCGCCCGCGCCGCACGCCCCACGCCCUACGACCGCGGCGACGGAUACGCGCCGAGGUUCGCGCGCGGCGGCCGCGGCUUCUCCAGAGGUGGGAACUUCAGGCGGGGGAGUUUCCGGCGUGGCGGGUUCUGCGUGCACAUGCGCGGCCUACCCUUCAAGGCCACGCCACAGGACAUUGCCUAUUUCUUCAAGCCAGUGCGUCCGGUGAACAUCAGCAUCCUGUACGAGAACAGCGGCAGACCCUCGGGGGAGGCGGACGUCGAGUUCGACAGCCACGAGGACGCCGUGAGGGCGAUGAGACGCGACAAAAGCAACAUGGACCACCGCUACAUCGAGCUGUUCCUGAACUCCUCGCCCAACGGUGGCGGAUCUGGCUUCAAGCCCAACAGGAGCUUCCGCACCAACUAC
Iphiclides podalirius (scarce swallowtail) is the source of this 1047-nucleotide messenger RNA. The record is from the annotation of a GenBank genome assembly. NCBI's taxonomy places the organism in Eukaryota, Metazoa, Arthropoda, Insecta, Lepidoptera, Papilionidae.